AUGAGCACCCACCGUCAAUCGGACCGGGCUUCGAGACCUCGUCGAGCACAUCACAAGUCUCGUGGUGGCUGUCGGGAGUGCAAGCGAAGGCACAUCAAAUGCGACGAAGGGCGGCCACACUGUGUCAACUGCAGCGUGUCUAGCAGGCACUGUGAAUACGCGGGCGCAGCCGUUGCGACCAGCACACCCGCCCCCGAGCUGCUGCCAAUAUCAUCGCCGCCCGCACCUGUAUCAGGUGUCAAGUAUACUGAUAGAUCCACGAGCCCAAUUAUCCAAGAGUCACACAUACAUUUACCUGGGCCAUCGCAGAUUCUCAGCCAUGGUUACGCAUUUACGCUCGAGCACAUGCAGCUGUUCCACCACGUGGAGCAUGGCAUCACCACUUGGCUCGGGGUCACAGACUCCAUGAUUCCAUUAGUGGAACAAUAUAUCAAGACUGCCCUUACAACGCCGUACCUUAUGGAUCAGCUACUGGCCUUGUCUGCUCUACAUUUGAGCUACAGCGUCAAUCAUGAGACUGUCAGAUACCGCUCCCUCGCUACCGAGCUUCAAACUCGCGGACUGUCCCUAUUCAAUGCCAUGAGAGGCACCGACUCGGAUGGAACCGCGCGCUGGUACUUUUCGUCCUUGCUAGCCGUGCAUCACCUUGCAACCACGCUGGCCGUCCACGACGAGCAAAACUUUGAUGCCUUUUUGGACAAUUUCGUCAGCCACAUGGGACUACACCAGGGCACACAAGCCAUUGGCAUCGAGUCGUGGACUUCGAUCCGGAGCGGCGGAUUGCGAGCAUGGCUCGACCAGCUAGACGAGGCGAGCUCCUCCGUCUCCAGCAGUCCCUCGGCCGCCGACGAGCCCAUGUUUGCGCGCAUGCUGCAAACGUCGCGCCUCAAUGCCGCCUCGGUCAACACAUGCUGGGAGGCUGCGUCGGCACUACUUUUUGUCCGGGAGAAAACGCAACCUGGCCCGCAUGGUUGGGGUCCGCAUGCUGCCAUGGCCUGGCCGAAUCUGGUUCCGCACGAGUUCAUUAGUCUCUUGGGCGAGCGCGUGCCCGAAGCACUACUCAUCUUGGCUCAUUACGCGGAGCUGCUUCAUACAUAUCGCGAUUACUGGGUUUUUGGAAACGCCGGGGAAUAUUUGAUUAGAGGUCUGGCAGCCAGGCUUGGGGCCACUUGGACCAAGUGGUUAAAGAGACCACUAGCAGUCUUGUCCGAAACGGAGUCUUUGCAUACACCCUCUGGCUUCUAA
Pestalotiopsis fici W106-1 is the source of this 1245-nucleotide messenger RNA. RefSeq lists its product as uncharacterized. The transcript has a single exon. Gene Ontology annotation, molecular function: DNA-binding transcription activator activity, RNA polymerase II-specific; zinc ion binding. The coding region runs from base 1 to 1245 and encodes 414 amino acids. Lineage: Eukaryota; Fungi; Ascomycota; Sordariomycetes; Amphisphaeriales; Sporocadaceae. Gene Ontology annotation, biological process: regulation of transcription by RNA polymerase II. The record is from RefSeq and is a predicted model, not a curated record.